Messenger RNA from Chondrus crispus (carragheen), 987 nucleotides. RefSeq lists its product as hypothetical. The coding region runs from base 1 to 987 and encodes 328 amino acids. The transcript has a single exon. The record is from RefSeq and is a predicted model, not a curated record. Gene Ontology annotation, molecular function: sialyltransferase activity. NCBI's taxonomy places the organism in Eukaryota, Rhodophyta, Florideophyceae, Gigartinales, Gigartinaceae.
AUGAGCACUCAAACUUUUUGGCUUCUCAGCUUUGUCAGUUUGUUUCUUGUUGGUGGGUUCCGAUCUAUUCCUGCUGUGCCAACGGUGAUCGAAAUCGCUUGGUCGCGAGGAGAUUUGCUAUCAUGUGUAGCACACCGGUGUCUCCACCAGAAGUCCUUCCAAAAGCACAGAAUGUCAUUUGAAGAUGCCGAGCUCUCACUCCGCAAAAUUAAAAGACUGCUCUAUAUGAAGCCACUGUUCCCCCCGGCGUUUCCUCAAGAGUUCUCUGACAAGGCCAUUCGAUCAACAUGUGCUGUCAUUGGAGGCUCUCCUUUAUCUCCACAUAUAUCUGCAACGGAACAGAGCCGUCUGGUCGACGAAACAACAGACCUAGUCUUUCGACUAAAUGUACGAGUACCAGAAUUGCUCGCGGCAGAGGGUGCGUCACCGCCCCUGGGCAAGCGGACUGAUGCAGUUUUCAUACAACGGGGGUCUCUGAGAUCCUUUGAACGAUAUAUUCAAGGAUGGGGAGGGCAAAAUGCAAGCCGAGGGACUCUCCGAAAACAGGCCGGCGAAGCGUUUAAGGCCAAAUGGCAUCCGACGAUGCUUUUUCGCCACGAAUGCCCAAGUCGAUUUGAGUCCUGUCCCAAAGCCUGGCAUGCCCUCGCCCGGUCCUCCUUACCCGCUUGGUCCGAUCUUCAUGUUCUGCACUACGGGCUCGAAAUGAAAACACAGAUGCUGCUUCACGACUUGAAUGUAAGAAGAAACUUUUCUUUGGCAACAGACGUCCCCACCACUGGCAUCGUUGCUAUUGUAACUGCAUUGCACAUUUGCAAAGCUGUGAAUGUGUUCAUGUUCAAUGGAUCGAUUACUGGGGACGGCGAUGUACCAACUCAAGAUGUGUGGCGUGGCCACAAUCUAAAAUCAGAACGGGCUCUGCUGCAAUGGCUUGGUACCUGCACAGGGGAAGAGUUUGAAAUAUGUGGAAAGCUCACAAUCUUUUCAUGA